Linum tenue is the source of this 972-nucleotide messenger RNA. Lineage: Eukaryota; Viridiplantae; Streptophyta; Magnoliopsida; Malpighiales; Linaceae. The record is from the annotation of a GenBank genome assembly.
CUUGUAGAGGAGGGGAUCAAAAAGUUAAAACAGCCAAUGAUGAAAGGUGAAGGCAGAAUCAUUUCUAACUUCAUAAUGAACAUGACUCAUUUUGGUGCUCCUUUCACUUUCUAAACCAUAAACAAGAUGGAAAAAAAUGCAGAAACCUAGCAAAUUGGCAAAGCUCCUCCCUUCUUUCCCCCCAUUUACCACCAAAUCUGUUUUAUGUCUACCUCUUGUCCUGAACUCAUGAAGGGUCCUACAAAUUCAAGGGCACUCUUCCAUUUCAAUGUUCCACCUUCCACCUCAUUAUUCCCCUUGCCUCCCACCAUUUUCCUCCUUACCACAAAUCAGGAACAACAGCUUGGCCUACUCUACUACAUGACCUCCCAACUAUGAAAACUAGCCAAAGCUCCAAACUUUUUCAAAACCCACUAACCAUAUAUCCACACACCCCAAACCCAAACCAUCAUUUGCUGAAACAUAGACCAAAAAAAGAUGCAUUUUCCUCCAAAGCUGAGAGCCCCAAAACACAUGCUCUCCCUCAAGGCACUCUGCAUAUUUCCCCUGCUGCGAGGCUGCCUGUUCGAUGGGUGCAGGGAUCACACACAAGGCUCGGGUUUCGGGACCAGAAUCUGGAACCUGAGUGACCGGCCCAUCGAGCUUCAGGUUCGAGUCGGGUCGAUCCUGAAAAAGGUUCACACUUUGAAGCCAGGGUCUUCAAAGAGACUCAAGUGCAAGAGCAUCUACAAGGCCUACAUGCCAGGUGGCGGUGGCAGAGGCGGAGGGACGAGGAACCUGCUGUAUUACUAUGAUGAGACGUGCCAGCCAUACAUAUGGGUUCAUGACACAGGUGGGGAUUUCACGAGGAUGGUGAAGCAGCAGUACUUGAGCUUGGAGGAUUUGAGGGAGUGUUGUGAGAUUAGGGUUCUUAGGGAUGAUCAGCGUGGGUGCAUUGCUGUUAGGAAGAAGCCUAGGCCGGAUUUCUGCUGA